Molecule: messenger RNA, 3558 nt
Organism: Propithecus coquereli (Coquerel's sifaka)
Lineage: Eukaryota; Metazoa; Chordata; Mammalia; Primates; Indriidae
Gene: SLC25A18
Product: solute carrier family 25 (glutamate carrier), member 18
Exons: 8
Coding region: 662-1966 (434 amino acids)
Biological process (GO): aspartate transmembrane transport; malate-aspartate shuttle; L-glutamate transmembrane transport
Molecular function (GO): L-glutamate transmembrane transporter activity; L-aspartate transmembrane transporter activity
Source: RefSeq, a predicted model, not a curated record
GGCAGCCUGACCUCUCUGGGCCGGGGGCGGGGUGGGGGUGGGGAGGGAGUUGCCGUGGUGACCGCACAUCGCUCCUUGGCUGAGUCCUAGGGAAAGGCAGUGAGACCCCUCUCCCCCAAGUAUACAUAUUAUAUGUUAACAUAUAGGGAUAAAUAUGCAUACAUAGACACAUAUAAUAUUGUUAAAUAUAAUUUGAAAUUGCUUGGACCAACUUCCGUGACUGCAGAUUUGAGUCGCAGUUCUGUCUGUCGUCACAGAGUUCUUGUUUGCUUAUCAAGGGUCACUUGUGGAAAAACUAUCAUCUACUCUUGCCACUUCCAGGUAAUCUGUCCCCAAAUAUUUAGCUCACAGUCUGUCUCCGGCCUGAAAGAUAAGAACAUUUCGCCAGGUCCAAGGAGUCUGUGGAAGACUUAGGUUCUACUUUCUGUCUUCUGAAACUCCUGUCCUCACCGGGGUGAAGGGCCCACAUCACCUGAACUUCGCCUUCACUUUCGGCUAGAAUCAGAUCAUCUCAGUGCCUUAGCCCUGGCAUCUCGUGCCGACUAGACCUCAUUGUCAGAAAUGUGUGUUCUCUUGUCAUUACCAACAGCUGCCAUUUACGAUUGCAUUAGUUUAUUUAAUCCCUGCACGUGGCCUUAGUUUCAGAGGGUGAGGAGACGGCAUGGGCAGGUUUGACUCAGCCCUGCGUGACCUUAGGUGGGAAACGGAGCUGCGGUUUGUUUGGCUGGGAGGGCAAGGAGCGGCGGGGAGCGGGCCUGGGAGCUGGGGGAGGCCCAGGGGCGACUUGCUGUGCCCGAGUGGGGCCCCGGGGCGCAGAGCUGGCCCUUCCCAGAAGCCCCUGCGCGUCCCGGCUCUGGGAGCCAAGACGCCUCCGCCCUGGUGCGUGCAGGCCCGUCCCGCCCGCUGCCCGGCGCUGGAGAGGGGUCUCUGGACACCGGCUGGUCGCCGGUGGCCAUCCUGCCCGCCCCCUGCCCUGCUCCCCCUGGGGCCGGCUGGGUGCGGCUCUGCAACCUGCCUGCCUCUCUGCCCCCGGCCUAGCAUCACAGCAAAACUCAUCAACGGAGGCGUGGCGGGGCUCGUGGGGGUGACCUGCGUGUUCCCCAUCGACUUGGCCAAGACUCGGCUGCAGAACCAGCACGGGAAAGCCGUGUACAAAGGAAUGAUGGACUGCCUGACCACGACGGCGCGGGCCGAGGGCGUCCUGGGCAUGUACCGAGGGGCCGCGGUGAACCUAACCCUGGUCACUCCGGAGAAGGCCAUCAAGCUGGCAGCCAACGACUUCUUCCGGCAGCUGCUCAUGGAAGAUGGGCUGCAGCGGAACCUGAAGCUGGAGAUGCUCGCCGGCUGCGGAGCUGGAGCCUGCCAGGUGGUGGUCACCUGCCCCAUGGAAAUGCUCAAGAUUCAGCUGCAGGACGCUGGGCGCUUGGCCGCCCGUCACCAGGGCGCGGCCUCAGCACCGUCAUCCACCAGGCCCUACACGACCGGCUCGGCUUCCACCCACAAGCGCCCUUCUGCCACCCUCAUUGCCUGGGAGCUGCUCCGCACCCAGGGUGUGGCUGGCCUCUACAAGGGGCUGGGUGCCACUCUCCUCAGAGAUAUUCCCUUCUCCAUCAUCUACUUCCCGCUGUUCGCCAACCUGAACAACCUGGGGUUCAACGAGCUUACCGGAAAGGCCUCUUUCGCUCACUCCUUUAUGUCGGGCUGUGUUGCAGGCUCCGUAGCUGCUGUCGCAGUGACACCUCUGGACGUUCUGAAAACUCGAAUCCAAACCCUCAAGAAAGGCCAGGGUGAGGACAUCUACAGUGGGAUUGCCGACUGCGCCAGGAAGCUCUGGAUUCAGGAGGGACCGUCCGCCUUCAUGAAAGGAGCAGGAUGCCGGGCCCUCGUCGUGGCUCCUCUCUUCGGGAUCGCCCAAGGCGUCUACUUCCUUGGCAUCGGAGAGCGCAUCCUGAAGUGUUUUCAGUAGACAGGCCUGGAGCUCAGUCCCUGUGCUCGUGGCCACCUCUCUAGCCCACUCUGUUUAGUCUAGAGGGGAUAAGCACGAGACGGCCCACCCGCGCCGUAUCUUGUCCCCUAACUCGUAGCGCUACCUCAAUCUCGGAAGAAACAACCCCAUUCUAAUAAGCGAGUUGAGCAUAGCCUUAGUCUACAUUCAUUUCCUUUGGGGGUACAGCUACCAGGGACUUCCAGAAGCCCCUAAACUACUUGCUUUACAAUGACAAAAAUAGCACUUGCUUUGGAUGUAUUAAUUGCUGGACCUUAACAGGUAGCAAAGAUGGAAGGGUUGUUUCUAUACUUUAACAUUUCUGUUCCAUACUCACAUUCAGCAUACUUGAGCCCAUUUGAGGAUUUAGUUUUGUUAAUCUUGAAUUAAAUAACUUAGGGCUAGUCCUAGCACUGACUUUGGGGAAAAUGAGGAUCAGAAGUUCCAGGGGACCACGAAAGCCCUCAUUUGAAACCACACACGCCCUUCCACAUCCCGACGGCUGAGGGAUGAGGCUGGCUCCACUGCGCAGCCCGGGCCAAGUUGGGGCACCCACCCCGCCCCGCAUCCUCCUCCCGGGGCACAGGCUCUCGCAGCCCCAUCCCUCCCAGCGUCCAUGGCACACGAUCUGAAAUAAGGUUGAAGAGUUAAGUCUCAUCUAGUAAUCAGUGGGCACAGCAGACAGGCUGCAAUGACCAGCAUCUGUCACCUACCUUUCCAUGUCCACUUCAGAACAACCAGUUUAAGAAGAGCCCUGACGCAGGUCACAACCACGCUUUAAACUGUUACUUACGGGGACGGAGAACAGCCCUGGGGAUAUUUUAUUUCUAAGUUAGUUACACUGGGCUUUGAGUUUGGGCUCUAUCACUUCGUAACUGCAUCACCUUGAGGGAUGGACUUUGCUGAGACAGUUCUCCUCAUGGGCCUCAGGCAGAAUUCUGUCACACACGGGUCAAGUCCCAAGGAAAAAACACCUGUUGCAGGAGUUGGUAUUUACAUUAGUCUCCACCUACCUAAAACUUGGGCUAAUGAAGAAGAAGAUGGUGCUCAAAUGGUCAGCCUUGGUGGCCUCACUCUCUACUAAGAGAACUUUAGUACAGGCUCUCGACACAGACCCCACUCUGCCAUUUGGUAGCCGUGGGCAGCUUAGUCACCUAAGGAAGCAACAAAGCACAGGGAGAGGACACAGGGCCUCAUUAAGGAUCUGGGUCCAGCACAUGGCAACCCCCCCAAAAAACCACUCUGCCAAAACUAGUAAAACUCUUUCCUUCUAGAGGAGAGGUGAUGCCAAAGCCCCUGCGUGGAGGACAGUGAUGGGCUGGGCGAACACCAUCAGGGGGUGGUCUGCCAAAAAUGAGCAGGAAGCCCAGAGGACAACCACACGGUUAAGGGUUUCAGUACUGGCAGCUGUAAACCGUCAAAUGCUAUAAGGACUUGGAAAAUAUUAACAUUUCUUUUCUAGGUACCUCAGUGAGAACUUCACUCUCUCAAAUUUGUAGUACCUUACACAAGAAAUUACAAUUAAACCUAGCAUUCUGGGAAACUGAGGCGGGUGGAUGGUUUGAGCUCAGGAG